GACAUCACUCUUCAACCCUUCUCCCCUCAGAAAUCAAGGCUUUGCACAGAUCUUUGCUCUCACGCUCUCCAGCUGAUCGAGACCUGACACCGUGCACCAUGGCAGGCAUAUGGCAUGACAUCCGGGACAGUGUCUAGAGUAAGCUUGGUGAAAAAUGGGCAGAUGCUGUUCGAAAUCAAAUUCCAAAAAAGAUGGGUACGGUGCAACUACUUCCGAAGAACUGCCUCGUAUUAGCGAUAUGGCAACUGGCACGAGCAACCUCGUACAGCCGCAAGGCGUAGCCACUGAAGUUGCAAAUGCUGAAACUGGCGACUCUCACUUACCAAUUGCAAUACAUCUAGAGCCGGAAGAUAAUUUGAAACGUGUGCUAACCGAGUUAGAUUGUCUGAUACGUAAACUAACCCGUCGUGUGACUGACGAGCCAGACUUGCCAAUCUCUGAAAUAAAAAUGGAAACUACAGAAUUGUCAACUAUACUGUCACGUCUUUCAAAACGUGUACGUCAAUUGGCCGACAUUUCUACCUGCAAUGAGAUUGCUAGGGAAAGUAAGUUGGACAGUGACGGGGAUGUGCAUGUUGCAAGCUCAGUGUCUACAGAUGACUUACUAGGACUGUCUUCCGUCGUUGUCAACGUUGAAAGGACUGAGCAAAACCACAAUUCAGUUAAUUCAUCAGGAAAGGUUUCUUCAACUUCUCCUGUGGAUGCUACAACGGAACACUACAUUCAUAAAGAGGAUACAGACACGUUGACAAUCAAGCAACUUGAAGAAAAGGUGGCUAACCUUGCUACUGAAAAUUCUUAUCUACAAAACAAAAUUCAAGAAAGGUUGGCUGCAGAAGAGGAAAUGAAAGCAAUGCUGAAGUCUCAUGAAGAAGAAAAUCUUCAAGUUAAUUGUAUUCAGGAUGAAAAUAAAUCACUUUUAAAGCAGGUCUCAGAUCUUCGUGAACGGUUGGAGUCACAAGCUAAGCGGCAAGUAGAGCAGUCUGGACUGUCAGAGUCACUGGGUGAUCCUCAAAGAUCCUCAGAGUUGGCAAGGCGUUAUACUGAGUUGUAUGACAGCAGUGUCUUACAAUUGCUGGAUCAGUUGGAUUCUUUUGAUAACCUUACUGAAGAUGAUUUGAAUCAUUUUGCUCUGGAAAUUUUUAAGGAAUGCAUUGCUGCUACAGAUCGAUGUAUUAUGAACCAAGUGUCAUCUGUCUCAGAGUUUCUACAUUGCAAUGAAAGCAAUAGAGGUGAGGUGAGAGACUCCAUUCGUGCAACAGUGUUGUUAAAUCUGAGGAGUAACAAAGAUAAGGCUAUAGACAUAAAUUCAAUAAAAGAGGAUGUUCUUCGUUUUAUUAAACUUCCUGUUCAGUGGUCUGAGUCUUGUGAGGAAUCAGUCAUCCAAAGUGUAGCAUUAUUUGUCAUGGACUGCCUUAAGUUCUUACUUGAUGUCAAAUGUCAAGGAAACUCCUACACGUUUGAAAGUUUUGAUGGUAUUCAAUUUCAGACAGACCGACACAGACGAUACCAUUCUUCAUCAACAACUGGAGUUCAUGUGAAACAAUAUGUCUGGCCAGCAUUCAUUGAUGUUUCUGUGGACAAGGUUUUAUGCAAAGGGUGGGUUAUAACUUGAUUUUAGGUGCAGAGAAAUAGAAUGCCAUGCAAAUUUUGUAUAAUUUGCCGAAACAGUUAAUGUUUCACCCAUUGAAUAUAUCAACAGAUGGGUUGCUCUAAACGUCAUGUAUGUAGCAGAUAUAAAUAAGACCCUAGCUCUGCUAGGAAUGAAUAUGUGGA
This is a messenger RNA of Corticium candelabrum, 1776 nucleotides long. RefSeq lists its product as uncharacterized. Lineage: Eukaryota; Metazoa; Porifera; Homoscleromorpha; Homosclerophorida; Plakinidae. The record is from RefSeq and is a predicted model, not a curated record. The transcript is spliced from 8 exons. Bases 155 to 1615 code for a protein of 486 amino acids. Gene Ontology annotation, biological process: mitophagy by internal vacuole formation; mitochondrial protein catabolic process. Gene Ontology annotation, cellular component: mitochondrial outer membrane.